CUUACUCUGUUUCUUUUCUAUUCUCUAUCAUGUCGCUGUUAAAUUGUCUCUCUUUCUCUCUCUUUCCAUCAAAAACUCUUUGGUACUUUUACUUUACUCCCUUUUCUUACCAUUGGUGGCAAACCAACAAUACGGCUACUUGAAUCAUCUCGGUAAAUUGUUUCACUUAUUUACUGACCUCUGCAAGGGGAAUUUCUCAUUUUCACCAUUUAAUCUGGUUGAUAAUUGAUUCUCUCUCAUCAUAUUGUCUAAUUAGGAUCAGACAAUCAUCAUCAUCAUCAUCGAUUUAAUCACCGUCAAUAUAUAUAGAAAGUGUCUCUAACUUUGUGGUUUACUUUUUUCUCUGUGCUGGUUUGUAACCUUUUACCUCUUUGACUCUUUGUCUUUUCCGCAAUAAGCUGGACAAUAUCAAGGUCAAAAUGGAUUUUAGAACAACUUCUCGAUUGACCCUUCUACUGGUCAUUUUUUAUUCUUCCAUGGUAAUUGAUUCAUCUAAUGGUCAAUUGCUCUCUGGAGCGUUUACUUCAAUCAGAGAUUUUAGGAAAAAUAUUCUCGGUGGUAUCUUAGGUGUUACUCCAAUUUCCGGUGAUAUGAUGUCCUAUUCAGCGCUUACCGGAGCCGCUCAGACCCUUGGUAAUUCUCAAUCCCUUGAAAUUGCCCGACAAUUUAUGACCGUUAUCGCUUCGUCCAUGGGUCCAAUUGCUGUUCCCUAUUCCCUUGAUUUUACCCUUUCAUCCAACAUCAAUUCAACUUAUGAUUACAUCAUUGUCGGUGCUGGUUCGGCUGGAGCUACUUUGGCCGCUCGAUUAUCCGAAAAUCCAUCAAUUAGAAUUCUUCUAAUCGAAGCUGGUGGUGAAGAGAAUCUUUUAUCAACCAUUCCCGUUGCUGCCUUUUUAUUACAAAAAUCCAAGAUCGAUUGGUCUUAUGAAUCAGUUCCCCAAACUCGAGCGGCUUUCGGUCUAAAUGGUAACAAAAUUCCUGCUCCUCGAGGUAAAUUGGUCGGCGGUGGAUCAAGUAUCAACUACAUGUUAUAUGUUCGAGGUAAUAAAAGAGAUUACGAUCGAUGGGGUGAACUCGGUGCUACUGGUUGGAAUUACUCUUCAAUCUCACCCUAUCUUGUCAAAAUGGAGGGAUCUCGAGAUCCUCAAGCUGAUCGUGGUUAUCAUGGUACAACUGGACCAUUAACAGUUACCCCGCUCCAAGAACCUUUUCCCGUUGAUAAAGCAUUUUUGGACGGUGUUCGUCAAGUAGGUCUCAAAGUUGGUGAUCUAAAUGGUGAAGAUCAAGAAAAAUUCAUGUACUCCCGAUUCACUGUUCGUGAUGGUCGUCGUUGUUCAACUGCUCGUGCCUAUUUAGGACCUGCUUCUGGUCGUCGUAAUCUUCAUGUUGUCAUUCUUGCUCGAGGUAACAAAGUUGUUUUUGAUAAUAAUAAACGAGCCAUUGGGGUAGAAUUUAACAAAGACGGUCGAACCUUCCAAGUUUUCGCUCGACAGGAAGUUAUCCUUUCCGCUGGUGCCAUUAACACUCCACAACUUCUCAUGCUCUCCGGUAUCGGACCUCGAGACCAAUUACAACAGUUUAACAUUCCCAUGGUUCAAGAAUCUCCUGGUGUCGGUAACAAUUUACAAGAACACGCGUUCACUUUACUCAUGUACUCGACAAGAUUUGGUUCGAGUUUUGUUUACACUCGAGUAAAAACUGCAAUCGAUGUCGCUAAAUUCGCAAUCGCAGGUUCUGGUUCAUUCACCUCACCAGGUCUAAAUGUUAUCGGUUUUUGGAAAAGUAAAUACGCUGUCGAUGAUCGUCCCGAUAUUCAAAUCCACGAAUUAGAUUACAUUCCCGGUGGAGCUUUUCCCAACAUGGUUCUAGGUUAUAUUCUUAAUUUUAACAGAGAAGUUCUUUUUAAAUAUGUGAUGCCAUAUACUCUUUCCGAUGGAACCAUGUACGCUGUUACCCUUGUACGACCUCGAAGUACUGGUACCAUUAGAUUAGCUUCGAGUGAUCCUCGAACUGCUCCACUUAUUGAUUACAAUUUGUUUGAAGAUUCUCGCGAUCUUGAUGCUCUUGUUGAAGGUUGUAAAUUGAUUCAAAACAUCACCAAGACUCCAGCCAUGCGAGCAAUUAACACCAAACAAUUUAACACUCAACUUGGUUCCUGUGGACAAUACGGUUCAAUCGAGUCUGAAGCUUAUCUCCGUUGUCUCACUCAAACAAUAACCUACACUAUUUAUCAUCCAACCAGUACCGCUAAAAUGGGCUCCGAUGACGAUCCAAUGGCCGUUGUUGACCCUCAACUUCGAGUUCGUGGUGUAACAGGUCUCCGAGUUGUCGACGCUUCAGUAAUGCCUGAAGUUCCCACCGGUAAUACAAAUGUACCCACCAUUGUACUCGCCGAGAGAGCCGCUGAUAUUAUGAAAGGCCGUCAAUUGAGACCACAAAGUCUUCCGUAUACCGAUCAAGGCUCAUUAUUGAGAUACGCUUAGGAUACACAAACUAAAUUAAAUUGUAAUUGAAACUACAUCAACAUCAAACUAAUUAUCAAUCAAAAAAUAACGAAAAAAAAAGACAAAACGAAACGGAAAAAAAUGAACUGUUAAUUGUUAAUUAACUACAAAGGAAACUCAAAAUAGUCUCAAUAUGAUCUCAUCUAAUUUUCUUUGUUAAUUGUUAAUUGUAACCUGAUUGACAUUCAUCUCUUUUCGGGCCAAAAAAAAGUUCACCCGUUGAUUUACUUGUAAUCAAAAAAGAGAAAUUUUAAUUUUGUUGACUCGAGAAUCAAAUUUAAUUGAUUCUGUUUAAUUAUUAUUUAAUUAAAAAUGACGCUAAUUGCAAACAAUCAAAA
Messenger RNA from Panonychus citri (citrus red mite), 2842 nucleotides. Its product is annotated as L-sorbose 1-dehydrogenase-like. Lineage: Eukaryota; Metazoa; Arthropoda; Arachnida; Trombidiformes; Tetranychidae. The transcript has 2 exons. Bases 420 to 2483 code for a protein of 687 amino acids. Gene Ontology annotation, molecular function: oxidoreductase activity, acting on CH-OH group of donors; flavin adenine dinucleotide binding. The record is from RefSeq and is a predicted model, not a curated record.